This is a messenger RNA of Castor canadensis (American beaver), 841 nucleotides long. It is a transcript of the gene Isg15, whose product is annotated as ISG15 ubiquitin like modifier. NCBI's taxonomy places the organism in Eukaryota, Metazoa, Chordata, Mammalia, Rodentia, Castoridae. Gene Ontology annotation, cellular component: cytosol. Gene Ontology annotation, molecular function: polyubiquitin modification-dependent protein binding. Gene Ontology annotation, biological process: ubiquitin-dependent protein catabolic process. The record is from RefSeq and is a predicted model, not a curated record.
GUGACCCUGACAUUACCUUGAGAGCCUAGGCACCCCUCUUCCUCAUUUCCUUAUCAUCUGUUAGUCUGUUUUGUUUCUUCCACUCUCUUGGGGCAUGCCUUGGGAAAAGGAAACUGAAACAGAAGGCAGCUCGCCACUGUGCAGGCAGCUGGAAACUCCGCCCCUUGACGUGGACAGCUCACACUCUUAAAAGGGCUGAGCCCAACCAUGGGCUGUGACAGCAGCUGGGAGCUGAACUGCAGUAAAUUUGUCAGUGCCUGCAGAGGACCUAGUGCUAGAGCUCGAAGCCAUGGGCUGGGACUUGACCGUGAAGAUGCUGGGGGGUGAGAAGUUCCUCGUGCCCAUGAGUGACUCCAUGAUGGUGUCAGAACUGAAGCAGCAGAUUGCUCAGAAGACUGGUGUGCCUGCCUUCCAGCAGCGCCUGGCACACCCGAAUGGUACAGUGCUGAAGGACAAGGUCUCCCUCAUCAGCCAAGGAUUGGGCCCCGGCAGUACGGUCUCGCUGGUAGUGCAGAACUGUGACAGCCCCCUGAGCAUCCUGGUCAGGAAUGACAAGGGCCGCAGCAGCAUCUAUGAGGUCCGGCUGACACAGAAGGUGGCAGAGCUCAAGCGGCAGGUGUGCCAGCAGGAGAGAGCACAGGAAGACCUGUUCUGGCUGAGCUUUGAAGGGAGGCCCAUGGAGGACCAGCACUUGCUAGGGGAGUAUGGACUCACACCCCAGUGCACUGUGUUCAUGAAUUUGCGCCUGCGGGGUGGGUAGGGCAGGGCCUGGAGGGCUGUGCUGAGAGCCCCCAUGGAGAUCCAUUGUCUGUAAUAAAACAUAGUACAAAGAGAAACUCUG